CUACCUUCUUCUUCUUCAGCCGUCGACAUCCUCUAGUUUGAAUUUAGUCAUUGAAGGUGUUAAAGUCCAUGGCAGAGUCUAUUCAAUCCGCAACUGAAACCGAGCCUAUGACGGUUAAGCCAUUGAACUUUGAAGGCUCAUGAAAUGUCUGAUGGGAAAGUUCAGUUUAGAGAAGUAGCCGUUCCACCGAACCGGUACUCUCCUCUCAAGAAAGCUUGGUCGGAUAUCUACACACCGGUCUUUGAUCAGAUGAAAAUCGACAUAAGGAUGAAUCUUACAUUUUGAUGCCCCUAAUUAGUUUUGACUUUUUGUUCAUUUUAUCACAUGACCAAUCAUAAUGGGCCGUAGCAGUUUAAUUCGGGUCAGUAAGUUGGGUCAUGAUUCGGGUCGGAUACUUAUUCCCGUUCUAUAGUAUAAACCUAGAUUCCAAUUUCGCUUGAUUUCCGAUGAAUUGAUCGACUGGAAAACAGAGAACCACCGUUUCUACAGUUGGAUAUGGCUGGUGGGCAAAUAGAGAAGCUAGUCAAAUACAAGAGCACUGUCAAGGAUCCAGGAACUCCUGGAUUUCUCAGAAUUAGAGAAGGGAUGUUGCUCUUCGUCCCUAAUGAUCCCAAAUCAGAUUCUAAGCUCAAAGUACUUACUCAGAACAUCAAAAGUCAAAAAUAUACCAAAGAAGGAUCAAAUAAACCUCCUUGGCUCAAUCUCACCAACAAGCAGGCAAAGAGUCAUAUCUUUGAGUUUGAAAAUUAUCCCGACAUGCAUGCUUGCCGUGAUUUCAUCACUAAGGCCCUUGCUAAAUGUGAAUUGGAGCCUAAUAAAUCCGUUGUCUCGACAUCUUCCGAGCAACUCAGUAUUAAGGAAUUGGAGCUGCGCUUCAAGCUUCUGAGAGAAAAUAGUGAGCUGCAGAGAUUGCAUAAGCAAUUUGUGGAAAGUAAAGUACUGACUGAAGAUGAAUUCUGGGCUACAAGAAAGAAAUUACUUGGUAAAGAUUCCAUCAGAAAGUCAAAACAGCAGCUCGGGCUUAAGAGCAUGAUGGUUUCUGGCAUCAAACCAUCUACUGAUGGGCGGACUAAUAGAGUGACGUUUAACUUGACACCUGAGAUAAUUUUUCAGAUUUUUGCUGAGAAGCCAGCUGUUCGGCAGGCAUUCAUCAAUUAUGUUCCGAGUAAGAUGACAGAAAAAGACUUCUGGACAAAAUAUUUUAGAGCAGAAUAUCUUUACAGCACCAAAAAUACAGCAGUAGCUGCAGCAGAAGCUGCUGAGGACGAGGAACUCGCUGUCUUUCUGAAGCCUGAUGAGAUAUUGGCUCGGGAAACUCGUCACAAGAUUAGACGGGUUGAUCCAACUCUUGACAUGGAGGCUGACCAGGGAGACGACUACACUCAUCUUAUGGACCACGGGAUCCAGCGUGAUGGCACCAUGGAUGUUGUUGAACCACAAAAUGAUCAGUUUAAACGAUCACUUUUGCAAGAUCUUAAUCGUCAUGCUGCUGUUGUAUUGGAAGGCAGAAGCAUUGAUGUUGAGUCAGAAGAUACAAGGAUUGUUGCAGAGGCUCUCACACGGGUUAAACAAGUAAGCAAAGCUGAUGGUGAAACCACCAAGGACGCUAAUCAGGAGAGAUUGGAAAGAAUGUCCCGGGUAGCAGGAAUGGAGGAUCUUCAAGCACCACAAAAUUUCCCAUUGGCGCCGCUUUCUAUCAAGGAUCCUCGUGAUUACUUUGAAUCUCAACAAGGAAACGUCCUCAAUGUACCCAGAGGAGCAAAGGGCUUGAAGAGAAAUGUCCAUGAAGCUUAUGGAUUACUAAAGGAAUCCAUUUUAGAGAUUAGAGCUACAGGAUUAAGUGAUCCGUUGAUUAAGCCUGAAGUUUCUUUCGAGGUUUUCAGUUCGUUAACCCGAACCAUUGCAACUGCUAAAAAUAUUAAUGGGAAGAACCCACGAGAGAGCUUUCUGGACAGAUUACCAAAGUCCACUAAGGAUGAAGUUCUACACGUAAGUCCGACAUUUUCCAGUGUCCUAAGUGACAAGAAGCUCUAUAUGUACUAGUUAGUGAAGAUUAGGUAGUAAUGCAUAUGGAUAAGAGGACUUUUCUUCUUUCAUCUACAGCAUUGGACAUCAAUACAAGAAUUACUGAAACAUUUUUGGUCAUCUUAUCCGAUAACAACCACAUAUCUUCAUACCAAGGUAAUGUUAUUGCAAUUUUCAAAUCUCCCAGUCCCAGAAAUUGCUAUAUAUAUUGAUUCCUAGGCUUUCACGGGAAAUUUAAUCUUAUUAUACACCAAGAGCAAGUUAUUAUACCAAAUAUUUUUCGUCGAUUCUUGUGAUGUUAUAUUAUUAUCAUGCAGGUUGGUAAACUGAAGGAUGCAAUGUCCAAUACAUAUUCAAAACUUGAGGCAAUGAAAGAGUCGGUGCAAUCUGAUCUCCGGCAUCAGGUUUCUCUACUGGUUCGUCCAAUGCAACAGGCUCUUGACGCUGCGUUCCAUCACUACGAAGUGGAUCUGCAGAGAAGAACAGCUAAGAGCGGCGAAAGACCAAACGGCUACGUAUAGAGGACAAAAAAACUAAAACUAAAAAGCUUUGCAAGAUCUUUGAAUUGUUUCAUCAGCCUUGGUUGGUGUUUUUGAAAAUCUUCAUUUGUCCCUUUUUGUCCGACCAUUGAGAUACAAAAAUGCGUUUAUAUUGUAGUAAUAUUUUCUUUUCUUUUUUUUGUUAAUUAGGCGUUAUAUUGUUAACUGCGAGAGACAACAAAGAGAUUUUCUCGAUCUGAACAUUUUUAAGUUUGCAAUGUAUUAGUAAAUUCUCUACAGGCUUUGAGGACGUUACUACAGCUCCAAGAAAGCUCUCAGUGCCAUAAUUGUUUGGUUAUUUGGUUACUGGUGAAUAUUUAUAAUAAUGGGACAAUAAUAG
Arabidopsis thaliana (thale cress) is the source of this 2904-nucleotide messenger RNA. RefSeq names its product BSD domain (BTF2-like transcription factors, Synapse-associated proteins and DOS2-like proteins). The transcript is spliced from 19 exons. Gene Ontology annotation, cellular component: transcription factor TFIIH core complex; nucleus. The coding region runs from base 496 to 2043 and encodes 515 amino acids. Lineage: Eukaryota; Viridiplantae; Streptophyta; Magnoliopsida; Brassicales; Brassicaceae. Gene Ontology annotation, biological process: nucleotide-excision repair; DNA-templated transcription. The record is from RefSeq and is marked reviewed.